AUGCUCAAUGUUCUAAGCCCAUUCUUACCAAACCCAAGUGGUCUGGUCUAUAUAAUGUGAUGUUCUCCUCCAUGUCGCCGGCUUUGAAGCAGAAAACCCUAGCUCGUAGUCACGACAGCCGACGCCGAAAAUGAAGUUCAACCCUAGGGUUUCAUCCUCCCGCCGCAAGAACCGUAAGGCCCACUUCUCGGCCCCAUCCAGCGUCCGGCGGGUGCUGAUGAGUGCGCCGCUAUCCUCCGAUCUGCGUUCCAAGUACAACGUGCGAUCGAUGCCGGUGCGCAAGGACGACGAAGUGCAGGUGGUUCGUGGGUCCUACAAGGGCCGUGAAGGUAAGGUGGUUCAGGUGUACCGUCGCAAAUGGGUUAUCCACAUCGAGCGCAUCACUCGCGAGAAGGUUAAUGGGUCGACCGUGAACGUCGGUAUUAACCCAUCCAAGGUCAUAAUCACCAAGCUCAGGCUGGAUAAGGAUCGGAAAUCGCUUAUCGACCGCAAGGCCAAGGGACGCUCAGCUGCAGACAAGGACAAGGGAACCAAGUUCACUGCCGAGGAUAUCAUGCAGAGUGUCGAUUAAGGUUUUAUGUUGUCGUGGGAUGCUUGAAACUGUUUCGGUUUUAGUAUGUUAUGUUUUUGAGUUCCGUAAUAUGUUAUGGAUUUGGUUCAUUUUUAGUUUUGUGGAUCUUGUGAUGAUGCCUUACUGCUGGUUAAAUGCUAAAAAAUUUUGCUUUACUGC
Molecule: messenger RNA, 730 nt
Organism: Rubroshorea leprosula
Lineage: Eukaryota; Viridiplantae; Streptophyta; Magnoliopsida; Malvales; Dipterocarpaceae
Source: the annotation of a GenBank genome assembly